UUUCACGGAUUAACAGAUGUACUUGGGGUGAAGAAACUGAUUCGUUUCUUGAUGGAAAGAAAAACCUCUUUCUGCUUUGUGCUCAUUUUUUUAUCUGUAGGAUUUUCCCUGACAGCAGACCAAAUGUUUGCAAGCAUGAAUACCAGCGCUGUUUCUUUGGCAGAUCAGAGGCAUGAUGGACAUAUGAAGACAACCCCAAAUUUUAAAUCAAAACCAACUCCACAGAGCAUCAACUAUGAUCUCAUCAAAAAAGGAAAUCUAGAGAGAGAACCUUGGAAGACCUUCAGCCCCAGCCAUCUGACUCCCAUUAACGUCUCAAUCAAUGGAACUCCUUGCAUUCUCUUCUGGGCUAAGAGAAUAACAAUUAAAUUUAAAAGUCAGCCUUUGUUGGACCUCACAGAUAAGACAUUUGGAAAAGAAGCAAGAGUGGAUGUUGGCCAUUCAAACUGCAGUGAAGAAAAUGCCAUGCUUUCCCUGAAAUUUGGUGAUAUUGACAAUCUAAAAGGACUCGACAUCAGAUUCGUCUUGAUCAGCUAUAACAGAUUGUCUGUUCAGAGCUGGUUUAGUUUACAUAGAGUUCAGAUUCUUUAUAAUAAUUCAGUCCAAGCAACUUUUAAGGCAACUCGAAUCCAUGCUCCAUCAAAGUAUUCCUAUCACUGUCAGCAUGUCAGCAGCCUGCAGAGAUAUGAUGCACUUUUGGUGCCCAGCUCCACAAAUGACAUCUCAAGGCUGUGGGAAGUCACUUUUAUUGAUUUCCAGAUUCAAGGUUUUAAUGUCAAGGAGGGCCAGUUUUCUCAUGCCAGGGACUGUGCCUCGUUCUUCUCCCCAGCCAUUCUGAUGGGCCUGGCUAUGUCCCUGAUCCUGCUGCUGGUGCUGGCUUAUGCCCUGCACAUGCUGAUCCACCUGAAGUCCCUCGACAGGCACUAUGACCGCAAAGCAUCACCCGCCUACUUUGUGCCCAUGAAAGACCUUGAGGUGGCCACGGAAGAGAAGGAGCCACUGAGGAGCCAUGGGCAUGACUGCCAUGAACCGAGGAGCCCGCACAUCUGCAACAUUUAUGUAUAGUAGCUCUUCUCUUCCUCUGGCUCCAACAGCUUGUAGGGUUUUUUCUGCUGCUUUGUGUCAUUUUACUUGCAAAUUAGUUAAAGGUUUUCACAGAAUGACUUGAUUUAAAAGAAAAAGACGAGAAAAGAAAGAAAAGGAGGAGAAGAGAAAGGAAAAGAGAAAAAAGUAAAAGUUUCCCUGGUUGGUCUGCUUAGUCAUCUAUGGUCUCUGGAGAUGUCCUCUGAGCCUUGUAGGAAGCUUCUCCUGGAAAAGAGACUGUGUGGUCCAAAGCUUGCUUCGAAACCAAAGAAAGCAAGCACACCAUUGCCAGUCUAGAGUUAGAAGGAAACUUAGAGUCUAGCCUCUUCAUUUUGCGGAUGAGAAAACUGAGGUGAAGUGAUUUGUUCAAGACUGGAGAGCUAUUAAAAGGCACAGCUGGAAUUUGAACACAGGUUUUCUGCCUUGAAACAUUUCCACUAAAAGUGUUUAAAGAACCCUCAAAGGGAGCAUAUACCAAAAAGGAGGAAGCCAUGUAGAAUGGGGACCAUUUUUGUCUUCUCAAAAUCUAUUUAGAAAAAACUUUGACAUCUCCAUUGACAUACUAAGAGAAGAUAAUUCCAGUAUCCAGCAGAGUGUUUCAUUCUGCUGGGGCCUUUCUUGUUCUCUUUGACAUUGGAUCUGCUAUCUGCUGUAGGGCCAGCCCUAUAGCAAAAUUAUGAAACGGGGACAUUUGUUUGAUACCUCUGUAUCUCUAUGAAGCCUCCUUUCUUUUUUUUUCUCCUCUCCUGCUUCUGCCUGUGUCCUAUAUGCAGAUCUAUUCUGAGUCCCAAUCUCGAUAAUCCUAGCAAUGCUUAAUAAAAGAUUUGCUUGGAGAAGGUCACUUUCUAGGAAUUUUUUACAUCUUAGUAAGAGUCUUAGGAAAUCCCAAAGCCUUCAAAUCUCUAAGACCGUAUGAAUUAAGCUAUGCUGGUGGGAUACAGAUAGUGGGGUUGAUAUUUCUGAAUGGUGGUCAAAGGCAUUCUUUACCUUUUAUCUUCUCAAACAGGUUGCCUGCUAUAAGGUUAGAUCUGCUGCUAUUUAUCUUGGCCAAGACAUGCUGUGUUCUUGCUAUAUCACUCUAUCUUUUCCUUGUCUUUCGCGUCUUUUAGACACUUGCAUUUGGUGAGGGAUGAGGGAAAUUUACUAACCAGUGAUUAUGUAGAAAUUUGGGUUUGAACACCCCCAAAUCUGCCAUGCAGUUAAGCUUUCGCCUUCACUGACUGAGCUGUGGUUUUUAGGAUGCACCAAUAAGCUUGAUUGAGAACCCCCAGGUGUAGGUGAAACUAAACUGAUGUAGGUCUGCUAUAGACUGUUUGGAGUGGGGUAGCAAGAAGCUAUCAUCUCUGUGGUGCCAUGAGGGAGUGAGAUGUUAUGAUGUGUGCUCCUGGACCGGAAAGAAUCAUGAAAACUGAGCUAGGUUUGAAGAGCUUUUAUUAAAGAUUACAUCAGAAAGGUAAAGUAUCACUUCUUCUCUCUGGCUAGUUGUAUUUUUUCUUAAUAUGCAUUUUAAAAUUUUUAAUCAUUCCACAGUUUUUUAAAAUAACAAUUAAAUAUAGUCAAGAUGAACAAAUUUCUGUGUUUUUGAGGUCCACGCAAAUGUGUCUCAUUCUGCAUAUUCAUCACCUCUCUGUCAAGGCUUGGGUAGCAUUCUCUAUCAUCCGUCCUUUGGAAUCAUUUCACUGGCCAGAGUUCCUGAGUCUUUCAAAAUUGUUCAUUUUUACGAUAUUGAUACCAUAGUGUAAAUUGUUCUGAUUUUGCUCACUUUCAUCUGUAUAAGUUCCUACAAGUCUUCCCAGGCUUCUCUGAAAUGGUCCUUUUCAUCAUUUCAAGUAGUACUCCAUUAUAUUCACAAACCAUCGUUUUUUCAGCCAUCCCACAAUUGGUGGGCACCCCCUUAGUCUCCUGUUCUUUGCCAUUACAAAAAGAGCUGCUAUAAGUAUGUUUUGUACACAUAGCACCUUUUCCUCUUUGACCUCCUUGGGGUCAAUAUGCACUUUUAAUCACCUACUUCUUGUAUCUUUUUCCUGGACAUGUAUACUCUUCUCUUGCAAAUAAACCUUUGAAAUG
Messenger RNA from Trichosurus vulpecula (common brushtail), 3150 nucleotides. RefSeq names its product ATPase H+ transporting accessory protein 1 like (gene ATP6AP1L). Gene Ontology annotation, cellular component: proton-transporting V-type ATPase complex. The coding region runs from base 52 to 1065 and encodes 337 amino acids. The record is from RefSeq and is a predicted model, not a curated record. NCBI's taxonomy places the organism in Eukaryota, Metazoa, Chordata, Mammalia, Diprotodontia, Phalangeridae. The transcript has 6 exons.